UAUAAAAAGGAGCAGUGAAGACCCCCACAACACACUUUCGAGCAUUCAGACACAAGUGGUAGCUCACUUACUUCCAACAGCACCAUGUACGCAAAGGUGAUCCUAGUUUGCCUCUUCGCGGUUGCUGCCGCUCAGGUUGAAGACCCACCCCAGCCAUACAGCUUCAACGUUGACAGCACAGACGAGUUUGGCAACCGUCUGAUUCAGUCCGAGUCCGGAGACGCCAACAACGCCAAGACCGGAACCUAUGGCUACCAGGCUGCUGACGGAACCUACCGUAAGGUGACCUACGUUGCCGACGCUGACGGUUUCCGUGCCACCGUGGAAACCAACGAGCCAGGAACCAAGUCUGAGAACCCAGCUGAUGUCCAGGUCAACGCCAACCCACAGGAGAACCCAGCCCCAGUCGCUAAGCCAGUCGUUGUCGCUGCCAAGCCAGUCCACGUAGCCCACGUCGUUGCUGCUCACCCUGUUGUCCACGCUGUCCACGCAGUGCCCGUUGCUUACCACCACGCUCCCGUAGCUUACACCCUUGGCAAGGCUUCCAGGCGCUAGGCGAUGAAGUAUUUCCACAACUAAGUGUUCACUUUGUGUUCUGGUAUUCCGUGCUUCUUGCUCUUAGGAUUAGGAUCGUCCCCACGUGUUCUCAAAAAGGCGUCUAGUCCCUCUUUCUCUCUCAUGUGCUUUGCCACCUUCUGAACUGCUCUUGUGUAUAUUUGUACAAAAAUUAAAACAAAUUUGUGCGACCAAA
Ornithodoros turicata is the source of this 751-nucleotide messenger RNA. Its product is annotated as cuticle protein 10.9-like. Lineage: Eukaryota; Metazoa; Arthropoda; Arachnida; Ixodida; Argasidae. The transcript has 3 exons. The record is from RefSeq and is a predicted model, not a curated record. Gene Ontology annotation, molecular function: structural constituent of chitin-based larval cuticle. Gene Ontology annotation, cellular component: chitin-based extracellular matrix. Bases 85 to 555 code for a protein of 156 amino acids.